AUGUACAAGUCGCUAUUAGCAUUACUAGUGCUAUGUCUCAUCUGUUGGAUUAUCCAGCUACUACCGGUCAUUUCAGUUCCAUUAACCCCGCUGUCUAGUAAAAUCUACCUUUCUUGCUUUGAGAAUUUUACAUUUGGCGUAUUUGGUAUUUGUGAUGAAAGGUCAGGAAAAUGCAGCGAUGCUCGAAUAGGAUAUCCUUCUUCAAACUCGAGCAAUUUCGUGCUCCAAGAUAACUAUGAUGGUGUUGUGCUACCGUCGGAUGUCAAAUAUACAAUAUCGAAACUAUUAGUUGUCCACGUUGUUGCAUUCUGUUUCUCGAGUCUUCUUAUGACUGUUAUUUGCUUGUUGUUUGCAUUGGAAAGUGUCGACAGGUGGAGGUACCAAAUGAAACCGAGACAAGAGAUUGAGUCUGAAGAAGAGAGGGAAGAGAGGGAGCAAAGAGAGGAAAACGAAAAGAGAGAUUUGACACCGUAUCUCAACAUGAUGUUGAUACUCACAAUAAUGUCUGUUUUGACUACUUUGCUUGCAUUUUUAGCCGACAUCCUUUUGUUUACUCCAAAUUUGAGCUACUUGGGGUGGAUCCAGUUGAUACCAAUAAUAUCUAUGGCACUCAUCACAUCGAUGUUAUGCUUUAUUAAACGUUCAAUCGCGAGUCGAAAGUUCUUUGAGAAUUACGAUUAUCAGUACGAUGAUAUGAAAAAAUUGAGGAAACGCGUUAUGGAGCAUUCAUGGGACAAUUCCAGUGAUGAUGGGUUCUUUGUAUAUACAGAUGGCUUUUACACGAGAGGAGAAGAAACAAACAUUUCAAAUACUUCACUAAGUAGUACCACGCGACAACCCAGAGGCAGCAUUUCUUCGAUGGCUUCUUCGACUUCUGCAAUUGAAUUAAAUAACUUUUAA
Lodderomyces elongisporus is the source of this 900-nucleotide messenger RNA. RefSeq names its product Rim9p (gene RIM9). The transcript has a single exon. Gene Ontology annotation, cellular component: plasma membrane; cell division site; growing cell tip. Bases 1 to 900 code for a protein of 299 amino acids. The record is from RefSeq and is a predicted model, not a curated record. Lineage: Eukaryota; Fungi; Ascomycota; Pichiomycetes; Serinales; Debaryomycetaceae.